AUGGUAUGUCCUGGUGUGUAUGUAUGUGUUUAUACACGCAGAAACACGACUGAGAACUUGACUGUCGUUUAUAAUGCUGAGGAUUUUAAAACCAGUGAGGAAUUUAUACACAACACAGAUCAGAAUGUCGUCCGAUCAGCUUGGCGAGCUUGGUAAAGGUGCAGGGAAAGGAGGAGGAGGAGGAGGCUCGGUCAGGGAGGCCGGAGGGGCGUUUGGAAAGAGGCAGGUAGCCGAGGAGGAGAUGUACUUCAAAAAGAAACAGCAGGAACAGCUGGCCGCUCUGAGACAGCAUCAUAAGGAGGAGAUUGAACACCACCAGAAAGAAGUUGAGCGUCUGCAGCAGGAGAUCAGCCGUCAUGAGGGCAAAAUCCGUCAACUUACCAAGCACGACUGAGUCUUGAAGAUCUUUCCAGCUUGGAGAUACUUUUUUGAACUUGAUGGCAUUUACAAAGUUUGAAUAGUAGAUGGUGUUUAAACUUAAUAAAACAUGAACAUACAGUA
Molecule: messenger RNA, 501 nt
Organism: Trichomycterus rosablanca
Lineage: Eukaryota; Metazoa; Chordata; Actinopteri; Siluriformes; Trichomycteridae
Product: ATPase inhibitor B, mitochondrial-like
Exons: 3
Coding region: 74-394 (106 amino acids)
Biological process (GO): negative regulation of ATP-dependent activity
Cellular component (GO): mitochondrion
Molecular function (GO): ATPase inhibitor activity
Source: RefSeq, a predicted model, not a curated record